AUGUCAGAAUCUGCACAAUUUUCCUUCGCCAGAGAGGAAGAACAGGUUCUUGCCUUCUGGAAUGAAAUUGAUGCUUUCCACAGAGUCUUAGAAAUUACCAAGGAUAAACCAGAGUUCUCCUUUUUUGAUGGACCACCAUUUGCCACUGGUACUCCUCACUAUGGUCACAUUCUAGCAUCUACCAUUAAGGAUGUGGUUCCUCGUUAUGCUACCAUGACUGGUCAUCACGUUGAUAGAAGAUUUGGUUGGGAUACUCAUGGUUUACCAAUUGAACAUAUCAUUGACAAGGAAUUAGGGAUUACUGGUAAAGAAGAUGUUUUCCGUUAUGGUCUUGAGAACUACAAUAACAAAUGUAAAUCCAUCGUUAUGACUUAUGCAAGUGAAUGGAGGAAAACUAUUGGACGUCUUGGUCGUUGGAUUGAUUUUGAUAAUGAUUACAAAACUAUGUAUCCAUCAUUUAUGGAAUCUGAAUGGUGGGCAUUCAAACAAUUAUAUGAAAGGGGUCAAGUUUACCGUGGAUUCAGAGUCAUGCCAUACUCUGUUGGUUGUACUACACCAUUGAGUAAUUUUGAAGCUCAACAGAACUAUAAAGAUGUCAAUGAUCCUGCAGUCACAAUUGGAUUUAAUGUUUUAGGUCAAGAAAAGACUCAGUUAGUUGCAUGGACUACCACGCCGUGGACACUACCUUCCAAUUUAGCAUUAUGUGUUAAUCCAAAUUUUGAAUACGUCAAAAUUUAUGAUGAGAACAAAGACCGUUAUUUCAUCCUUUUGGAAUCUUUGAUUAAGACUCUUUACAAGAAACCAAACAAUGAAAAGUAUAAGUUUGUGGAGAAAAUCCCAGCAAAGGAAUUGGUUGGUUUAAAAUACGAACCAUUGUUCCCUUACUUCACUGAAGUUUACGGUGAAAGAGCAUUUAAAGUCAUUGCGGAUGAAUAUGUGACAAGUGAUUCCGGUACCGGUAUCGUCCAUAACGCACCAGCCUUCGGUGAAGAGGAUUACAACGUUUGUUUGAAAUAUGGUGUCAUCGAAAAAGAUUUAGAGUUACCUAACCCAGUUGAUGAUGCAGGUAAAUUCACAAAGGAAGUGGUAGAUUUCCAAGGUACCUUUGUCAAAGAUGCUGAUAAGGAAAUCAUUAAACAUUUAACCGCUAAAGGAAACUUGUUACUUGCUUCACAAAUUCGUCACUCUUACCCAUUCUGUUGGAGAUCCGAUACACCAUUGUUGUAUCGUAGUGUUCCGGCAUGGUUCGUUCGUGUUAAGGAAAUUGUUCCUCAAAUGUUAGAUUCCGUCCUUAAGUCACAUUGGGUUCCUCAGGCUAUUAAAGAGAAAAGAUUUGCUAACUGGAUCGCUAAUGCCCGUGAUUGGAACAUCUCUAGAAACAGAUAUUGGGGUACUCCAAUUCCAUUAUGGGUUUCUGAAGAUUAUUCUGAAAUUGUAUGUAUUGGUUCUGUGGAAGAGUUGGAAGAAUUGAGUGGUGUGAAAGGAAUUAAAGAUUUGCACAGGGAUAGCAUUGACCAAAUCACCAUUCCUUCACAAAAAGGUAAUGGUACUCUAAGAAGAAUUGAGGAAGUUUUCGACUGUUGGUUCGAAUCUGGUUCUAUGCCUUACGCUCAAUUACAUUAUCCUUUCGAAAACACUGAAGAAUUCAAAUACAGAGUUCCAGCAAAUUUCAUCUCUGAAGGUUUGGAUCAAACCAGAGGUUGGUUCUAUACACUUUCUGUGCUAGGUGUUCAGUUAUUUGGUGAAGUUCCUUACAAGAAUGUCAUUGUGUCUGGUAUCAUCUUGGCCGCUGACGGUAGAAAAAUGUCUAAAUCUUUGAAGAACUACCCUGAUCCUAACAUUGUUUUGGACAAAUAUGGUGCAGAUGCUUUAAGAUUGUAUUUGAUCAAUUCUCCUGUUUUGAAAGCUGAAACUUUGAAAUUUAAGGAAGAAGGUGUUAAGGAGGUUGUUUCUAAAGUUCUAUUGCCAUGGUGGAACUCUUUCAAGUUUUUGGAAGGUUCAAUUGCAUUAUUGAAGAAGACCUCGAAUGUUGACUUCAAAUACAACCCUGCCGCUACCACCGAUAAUGUCAUGGAUAGAUGGAUUCUUGCCUCUUUACAAUCAUUGGUCCAAUACAUUCACCAAGAGAUGGAAGUCUACAAGUUGUACUCUGUUGUGCCAAGACUAUUGAAUUUUAUCGAUGAAUUGACCAACUGGUACAUUAGAUUUAACCGUCGUCGUUUGAAGGGUGAAAACGGUGUUGAAGACUCUUUGAAGGCAUUGAACACUCUAUUCGAAGCCUUGUUCACUUUCGUUCGUGCCAUGGCUCCAUUCACUCCAUUCCUUUCUGAUGCAAUUUACAGAAGACUACACCAAUUCAUUCCACAAGACGUUCUUGCUAAGUUCGGUAAAGAUGAUAGAUCGGUUCACUUCUUGUCUUAUCCAGAAGUGAGAAAGGAAUUCUUUGAUGAGGCCAUUGAAAGAUCCGUCUCUAGAAUGCAAACUGUCAUUGAAUUGGGUAGAAACAUCCGUGAAAAGAAAACUAUUUCAUUAAAGACACCUUUAAAGACUCUUGUCAUCUUGCACAACGACAAACAAUACUUGGAAGAUGUGGAAGAAUUGAAGGGAUACAUCAAUGAAGAAUUGAACGUUCGUGAUAUUGUCAUCACUUCUGAAGAACAAAACUACGGUGUAGAAUACAAGGCGGUCGCUGAUUGGCCAACUUUGGGUAAGAAGUUGAAGAAGGAUGUCAAGAAGGUUAAGGAUGCAUUGCCAAGUGUUAGCACCGCUGAUGUUCGUAAAUAUUUGGAAACUGGUACUCUUGAAGUGGCAGGUAUCCAAUUGGUAGAAGGUGAUUUGAACGUCGUCAGAGGUCUUCCUGAAAAUGCUGUGGAACAUGGUCAAGAAAGUAGAUCCUACCAAGACGUCUUGAUUAUCCUAGACACCAAGAUCUAUCCUGAAUUAAAGACCGAAGGUCUUGCUAGAGAAUUGGUCAACAGAAUCCAAAAAUUAAGAAAGAAGUGUGGAUUAGCUGCUACUGACGAUGUUCUGGUCGAAUAUGAAUUGAUUAAUGACACCAUAGAAUUCGAAAACGUCGUCAAAGAGCAUUUGGCAAUGUUGACAAAGACUUGCAGAUCCGAUAUUGUCAAAUGUGAUGGUAAAAAGACCGACGCUAUUGCUGAUGAGGAGCAAACCAUCAACGAUACAGCUUUCAAGCUAAAGAUCUUCAAAUUAUAA
Messenger RNA from Zygosaccharomyces rouxii, 3216 nucleotides. It is a transcript of the gene ILS1, whose product is annotated as isoleucine--tRNA ligase ILS1. Gene Ontology annotation, biological process: isoleucyl-tRNA aminoacylation. Gene Ontology annotation, molecular function: ATP binding; isoleucine-tRNA ligase activity; aminoacyl-tRNA deacylase activity. The record is from RefSeq and is a predicted model, not a curated record. The coding region runs from base 1 to 3216 and encodes 1071 amino acids. The transcript has a single exon. Lineage: Eukaryota; Fungi; Ascomycota; Saccharomycetes; Saccharomycetales; Saccharomycetaceae.